UGACUGAUGUGAGAGCAACAAGGUACAACAUCUUGAACGACGCGUCUCCCUCUAUGGUGCAAACAACUGCAGAGCUCCUCGCACUCGCCUCUACACCAUCAACGACCUCUCAGAAGGCCGAACAAAUCUAUAGAGAUGUACUUUCACGACGUGCAACUCCCAAUCUCUCUCCCGAAGCUCAGGCUCAGGUUCUUCGGGAGCAAGAGGCCGCGCUCUUGAGACUUGGCACUCUGUAUCGCGAUCAACAGAAUGCAGAAGGAGUGGCUGAAGUGAUCAAUCUUUCGCGGGGAUUCUUCUCUUCAAGUACCGCGAAAGCGAAGACCGCAAAAUUGAUCAGGACUCUGCUCGGUCACUUCUCGUCCAUCCCCAACAGCACAACGGUUCAAAUACGUGUCUUGGAGGAAAACAUCGCAUGGGCUAAAGAUGAGAAGCGAAUCUUCUUGAAACAUAGUCUGGAGACGCGGUUGGCAUCCAUACAUCUCGACCUGCAACAAUAUCGACCCGCGCUUUCUAUAAUUGAAAGUCUUCUGGCUGAACUCAGGCGGCUAGAUGACAAGCUCAUCUUGACGGAAGUCCAUCUGUUAGAGAGCAAAGUUUAUCGAGGAGUGGGCAAUAUGACCAAGGCCAAAGCGGGGCUCACCUCUGCGAGGACAUCUGCUGCAUCCAUCUAUACACCACCCGCCCUACAGUCCUCACUCGAUAUCCAGUCGGGUAUUCUGCACGCCGAGGACAAAGAUUACAAGACCGCCUACAGUUACUUCUUCGAGGCUUUCGAGUCACAGGCAACCGCUGCUUCUUUUGUGCCUACCUCCAAGCGUGACAGUGAGGGUGCCGAUGGGACCCUCCCUGUAGCUGCGGACACGGAGACUGACAUGGAGGGGAAGGGUGCUUUACAGGCUCUAAAAUAUAUGUUACUAUGCAAGGUCAUGCUCAAUCUGCCGGAAGAUGUCCUCUCGUUAUUGAGUAUCAAGCUUGCACUCAAGUAUGCCCAGCUGCGAGAAGUCGAGAGCAUGCGUGCGAUCGCUCGAGCUCAUCAAGACCGAAACCUCGCUGACUUUGAGAAAGCUCUGAGAGACUACAAAGACGAACUCUCUUCAGAUCCGACUAUCCGCUCGCAUCUUGCUGCGCUGUAUGAUACCUUGCUGGAGCAAAAUCUGUUACGCAUCAUCGAGCCAUAUUCUGUGGUAGAGCUGGAAUACGUGAGCCAGGUUGUUGGUCAGGGUCGGCAGGCGGUCGAGGCCAAACUUUCUCAGAUGAUUCUUGACAAAGUGCUGCACGGUGUGUUGGACCAAGGACGCGGCUGUCUAUUGAUUUUCGAUGCCACGGAAGAGGACUCAACUUAUACUACUGCCAUUGACACCCUGCAGGAAGUAGGCAAGGUUGUGGAAAGCCUAUACGCAAAGACCGUGAAAAUCGGUUGAUGCGUGUUACAUUUAAUAUUGCUGUAUACUUGCAUGAUCCGUACAUAAACAAAGUUCAGACAUGGGCACUCCUG
Messenger RNA from Mycena citricolor, 1495 nucleotides. The record is from the annotation of a GenBank genome assembly. NCBI's taxonomy places the organism in Eukaryota, Fungi, Basidiomycota, Agaricomycetes, Agaricales, Mycenaceae.